ACAUGCCUUUCAAUUACAGAGGAGUGCAUUGGUUGUGCGUUAAAAUUGAUAUGGUGGACCGUGUAGCCUACCUAUUCGACUCAGUCCCAUCCAACCGACCGAACAAAAGGAAGCUAAAUGCAGCUAAAAUUUUGGUUGAAACUAUGCACGACUUGCUGCAACUACACUUUGGAAAUGAUUAUGUUACAGACGUGCGUACCUUCCACCGCUGCAUGUUAGACGAGAGGCCAGUACAACAACUGGACGACACGUUUGACUGUGGGAUGUUCGUCAUCAAAUUCAUGCAGCAACCUGAUUUAAGCCCCGGUCCACACAAGUUCGCUCCCUCUGUGCGUCAUAAGUUGUUGGUUGACAUCGUUAUGGAUGUCAAUAAUGCAAAGAUCGCAGAGUACCGGGACUGCCUUCAUAUGAGCAAUGCCACAAGCUAGGCCAGUGAUGGGAAUGGGCUGCCAGUACGCCACUAAUUUGGGUGGCAAUAGGACUUUAACUAAUUUUUUAUUCUUUGAUUUCAAUAUGGAUGUUAAUUAUGGGUCCCCAGUAUUGUUUUUGCUGGACGAUGUAAAUAUGGACCAACUGCAAAGUGCAAGUCAAAUGUAAACAUGGAUCAAACAUGUCGACGUGGCUGCUGACUUAGUACUGUUUUGUUUACGCAUGUUUCUUGUUCGGAUGAAUGCGACUGUAACUGUAUAUAAUUUACGGCUGCUUUUGUUACCGAAGUUAAUUUAUAAUUUAAUUACAAAAAAGGCAAAAUUAAUUUUCAAAAAUGAAAGAAACCACAUUAUGAAUGAAAACUCAAUACUCUUCGUAGGUAAGUUAUAUAUCAGCCCAUUAGCACAUAUGAC
This is a messenger RNA of Camellia sinensis, 842 nucleotides long. The record is from RefSeq and is a predicted model, not a curated record. NCBI's taxonomy places the organism in Eukaryota, Viridiplantae, Streptophyta, Magnoliopsida, Ericales, Theaceae.